AUGAGUGGAAUCGCAACGGCCUGUCUGUCUUGCCUGUCGGCAGUGGACCGAUGGUGUCAUAUUACUGCAUGUCUCGGUCCUAUUGGUAUUCGGUCUCGAGAUGGUAUCUACGAAACGACCUUGGCCGAUAAUGAGCGAGAGGCGGUCUCGGACCUGUUAGGCUACCUUGAGAACCGCGCGGAGACCGACUUCUUCCAUGGCGAGCCUCUACGGGCAUUGAGUACCUUAGUUUACUCCGAAAAUGUCGACUUGCAGCGAAGCGCAAGUCUGACCUUUGCUGAGAUCACAGAACGAGAUGUGCGCGAAGUCGACCGCGAUACCCUUGAACCCAUUCUCUUCCUUUUACAAAGCUCUGAUAUCGAAGUACAACGGGCUGCUAGUGCGGCGCUGGGCAAUCUUGCCGUGAAUGCCGAGAACAAGGUGUUGAUCGUCACCCUAGGGGGGCUGGCUCCCCUCAUUCGCCAGAUGAUGUCGCCCAAUGUCGAGGUACAGUGCAAUGCGGUGGGAUGUAUUACGAACCUUGCGACGCAUGAGGAGAACAAGGCCAAGAUUGCUCGCUCCGGGGCCUUAGGCCCUCUCAUCCGCCUGGCCAAGUCGAAGGACAUGCGUGUGCAACGUAAUGCUACUGGCGCGCUGCUAAAUAUGACCCAUUCCGAUGAUAACCGACAGCAACUCGUCAAUGCUGGUGCCAUUCCUGUCCUCGUUCACCUCCUUUCGUCGACCGAUGUUGAUGUCCAGUACUACUGCACAACAGCCCUCAGCAACAUAGCCGUCGACUCUACCAACCGCAAGCGACUCGCCCAAACCGAGUCGCGCCUGGUGCAGUCCUUGGUCCACCUUAUGGAUUCGUCCACCCCGAAAGUGCAAUGCCAAGCAGCACUAGCCCUUCGUAACCUCGCGUCGGACGAGAAAUACCAGCUCGAAAUCGUUCGGGCGAGGGGCCUUAUCCCACUGCUGCGACUUCUGCAAUCUUCUUACCUUCCUCUCAUACUCUCCGCUGUCGCUUGUAUUCGAAACAUCUCCAUCCAUCCUCUUAACGAAUCACCUAUUAUUGAAGCUGGCUUCUUGAAGCCGUUGGUGGAUCUCCUGGGCUCAACCGACAAUGAAGAAAUUCAGUGCCACGCCAUAUCCACGCUCCGUAACCUCGCUGCUAGCUCCGAUCGCAACAAAGAGCUCGUUCUGCAGGCUGGAGCAGUCCAGAAGUGCAAAGAUUUGGUUCUCCGGGUCCCCCUUACAGUUCAGUCUGAGAUGACUGCUGCAAUUGCCGUGCUGGCCCUCAGCGAAGAGCUGAAGCCGCAUCUUCUUAAACUAGGAGUCUUUGAUGUCUUAAUUCCUCUCACCAAUUCCGAAAGCAUUGAGGUGCAGGGUAACAGUGCAGCUGCUUUGGGAAAUCUCUCCUCAAAAGUCGGUGACUACUCCAUGUUCGUUCGUGACUGGGCCGACUCCAAUGGCGGGAUUCACGGCUACCUCCAUCGCUUCCUAGCUAGUGGUGACCCAACUUUCCAGCACAUUGCCAUCUGGACCCUCCUCCAGCUCCUCGAGUCUGAGGACAAAAAACUUAUUGGAUAUAUCUCAAGAUCUGAGGAUAUCGUUCAGCUGGUGAAGCUAAUCUCUGACAAGAACAUUGAAUCAGAUGAAGAGGAUCUGGAUGAUGGCGAAGGUGAGGUUAUAACUCUCGCCCGUCGUUGUCUUGAAUUGCUUGGAUCAGGCACUAAGCAGACCCUGGUGGAAGCUUAA
Molecule: messenger RNA, 1737 nt
Organism: Penicillium soppii
Lineage: Eukaryota; Fungi; Ascomycota; Eurotiomycetes; Eurotiales; Aspergillaceae
Gene: vac8
Product: protein anchor VAC8
Exons: 6
Coding region: 1-1737 (578 amino acids)
Biological process (GO): nucleus-vacuole junction assembly; vacuole inheritance
Cellular component (GO): fungal-type vacuole membrane
Molecular function (GO): protein binding; protein-membrane adaptor activity
Source: RefSeq, a predicted model, not a curated record